Molecule: messenger RNA, 2535 nt
Organism: Cucurbitaria berberidis CBS 394.84
Lineage: Eukaryota; Fungi; Ascomycota; Dothideomycetes; Pleosporales; Cucurbitariaceae
Exons: 2
Coding region: 1-2535 (844 amino acids)
Biological process (GO): DNA-templated transcription; regulation of transcription by RNA polymerase II
Cellular component (GO): chromatin
Molecular function (GO): zinc ion binding; RNA polymerase II cis-regulatory region sequence-specific DNA binding; DNA-binding transcription factor activity, RNA polymerase II-specific
Source: RefSeq, a predicted model, not a curated record
AUGGAAACGGCCGCCAACAGUGAGCAAGUGUCACAGGCCCAGGCGGGGAAGAAGGAAAAGCGUUUCCAGUGUCCUCACUGUCAAAGACUAUUCGCUAGACUUGAACAUUUACAGCGGCAUGAGCGCAUCCGUAAUGACUUGCUUGUCCGACAUGAGCGAUUGACCCACCGCAAGGACCACAACAACCAGCCAGGUCAUCAACGACGUUCUACCGAAGACAAUGACAUUCAAGUCGAUGCUCGGCCACAGAAGCGCAUGCGCUUUAGCAACGAUGCCGGACGCCCUGCGCCAGUAAUAUCCACCUUGAUAUCCUCACCUACUGUCCUAGAGAUGCACGCUUCACAACAUCACCCUGCGGUAUCGCUUGACUCCAUGACGUUUGACCACAGUAACGAGUACUCCUUGACCGCACUCUCCAUGGCUGCAGAGUACCAAGCACUGCAAGGUAACAUGCAGAAUGGAAGUUCGAGAACGGAGGACUUGCGAACCGCACUUCCUCUGCAUUCCGACACAGGCUCAAGACCAGUCGGGGAGCCCCAUUCCAUAGUACAUAAUGGCUCGCCACUGCACGCGUAUAGCUCUACUAUGGAGGAGUCACUGGACAGCCUUACGUCAUUCCUCGAUAACGAACCAUUGAACUCCUAUCACUUCACCUCCUUGAUCAACACUGAGCAGCCUAUGCCUUUCUUUUCGCCAGACUCAUUAGGAUAUGGCCAAGAGUUACUGCCUGGGGCUGAGACAGUGGCAGCGCCUACACCAAGUUGGAGACCGACCCAUGCGGAGGAAUCACAUUCGUUCUCGCGGUUUGGAUCUCGAUUUCCCUCAUUGCAGCCAGAUGAUAUUGCACAAGAACAUGGACUACGAGGACGAUCGAUAGCUGAUAUUUCUCAUGAUGAUCGACAGAAGAUUUCAGAAAUGCUCAAUGAGUUUGCUUCUGUCAUCCCAAACGACUUUAAGCUACCUACGCGACUGGCACUGUGUAGGUACAUUGCUGGAUAUAUCAAUGGCUUUCACGAACAUAUGCCUUUUCUUCACAUACCUAGCAUGUCCGUUCAAACUUGCUCCAUUGAACUCAUCCUAGCAUUGGCAGCCGUAGGCGCUCAGUAUACUUUCGAAGGAGAAAGAGGUGUUGAGCUCUUUCAUGUAAGCAGAGCAAUUGCUACAUCUCGCAUUCGAAGGAGGGACGCACGUCUUGUCCACCUUCAGCGUCACUCGGAUCAAGAUUGCGCAUCGUCUCAAGAUUUUGGCCGUUUAUCAGGAAUGCCUAGCCCGCAGCGCAGUUGCUCCAUUUCUGGGCCUCUUGGUCUUCCAUCUGAAAUAGAUUGCUCUGGUAUAGGAGAAGAUCUCAUGCAGACAGCGCAGGCUUUGCUGCUCCUUAUGGCCUUGUGCACAUGGGCCAAGCACAAAGAGAUUCUUCGAGAAGCACUUGCCAUUCAGAGUAUUAUCGCAACUUUGAUCAGGGAUGACGGGUUGCAAGAUGAUCUGCUUCGCGAAGAUAUUCCUUGGUUGGAUUGGAUUCGACGAGAAAGCAUCAAACGAACCAAACUCAUCGUCUAUGGCUUCUCCAAUCUACACUGUAUAGUGUACAACAUACCACCGUUUAUACUUACGUCAGAAGUCAAGUUACCACUACCUUGUAGUGCAGCAGAGUUCAAGGCACCUACUGAAACCUUGUGGCAAGAAGCAAGAAAGAAGAGCGUUCCUGAGGUCCUGUUCCAAGACGCGUUGAAGCGGCUGUUCUCAAAGAAUGGGCGAGAUGUCACGGAAGGCAACUCAUCCUCUGGUAAUUACGCGUUGAUCCACGCGUUGAUACAGCAAAUCUUCUUCCUUCGUCAAGUCGCUCGCUGUCGCUUCGACGGUCCUAGCGACCUGAGCUUCGAGGAUGUAUCCGCACUAGAGCUAGCGUUACGGAACUGGCAAACGGGUUGGCGUCAAAAUCCCGAGUCUUCGUUGGACCCCGUAAGCCCAGAUGGCCCAGUGGCUUUCAACUCCACUGCGCUGCUUCGUUUAGCUUAUAUUCGACUGUACGUUGAUACAGCGGGCCGAGCCUUGGAGACGCGGGAUCCCAUGCUUAUAGCGAACGCAUUCCGGGCAGGUCCGACCAUCAAGCGGUCCCCAAAGAUCACUAGAGCUGUGCUACAUUCGGCUCAUGCGCUCUCUAUACCCAUUAAGAUAGGAUACCGCCUAGUCGCAAAGACGCAGUCCUUCAUCUGGUCGAUACAGCAUUCCCUUUGUACCCUCGAGUGCGCGUACCUUAUGAGUAAAUGGCUGGAAGUGCUUUCCGUACCCAACCCAGUUCCACCGGCCACAGAAGACGAAAGUAGGAUCAUCGCAAUCGUAAAGAGCAUGUUGGAUGAGACAGAGUUUGCAGUCCCACCAGAGGUUCCAGCCGGGUCGCCAAGCUAUACCAAACACCUGAGUGCAGGUGUACUUCGAGUUUGGGCGAUGAUCUUCAAAGGAUCGCAAACCUGGGCGAUCGUGGACGUCAUCGGAACUGCGCUCAAUCUGUAUGCUGACAUGUUGGAGUCUGACUGA